ACGUUGAAUCAUCGCAUUCUUGAAAACACAUCUCUCUUGCGUCGGCAUUGGCAGAAAAACGACUUGUCGGCGGCUCGUGUGUGUUCGACAUCACACCUGUAUGUGUGUUUGUGAGUGUGGCUCGAUCUCCUCCUUAUUCCGUUACGCAGCCGUAGAUUUUACUCAGAGUUUUUUAAUUAAGCAAGACUAGAACUACUAGAAGCAGCUCAGGCGAGUCUGUUGCUGUGGGUGGACGAGCCAACCGCGUCUGUCGCUCGAUAUUUAAGUAUGUCUUAGGCCGACCAGCUGACAGGGGACACGUACUUUUUCUCGCCGAAUACGCGAGAGACGAGCACAGGAACAGUUUGCCGUGCUCUCGUAUUUACACGCGUUUUUGCGUUUCGUCUUGCAUUCCAUAUAUUUUUUCCACGAGAUUUUGACUGAUAGACGCCGGAACGUGGCGCAGAAGAUCAUCUUGCUAACCUCCAAGAGUUGACGCUUCGCUGGACUCCCUGGAACCCCUGUACUUUAUGCUGUGGAAGUAGAAAAGAGUUAAUCGUUGCAAUGGGUGGAUUAUUGAGUUACUUUCGCAACCUUCUUGGUAGUCGAGAAAUGAGGAUUCUAAUUCUUGGCUUGGAUGGUGCUGGGAAAACCACAAUUUUAUACAGACUUCAAGUUGGAGAGGUAGUAACGACAAUCCCAACUAUAGGAUUCAAUGUUGAACAAGUAACUUAUAAGAAUCUAAAGUUUCAAGUAUGGGAUCUUGGUGGUCAAACGAGUAUACGACCUUACUGGAGGUGUUACUAUUCAAAUACAGAUGCAAUAAUUUAUGUUGUUGAUUCUGCUGAUAGAGACAGAAUAGGCAUAUCCAAAGAUGAAUUAUUGUAUAUGUUACGAGAAGAUGAACUGCAGAAUGCAAUCUUGGUCGUGUUGGCCAACAAGCAGGAUAUGCCUGGCUGUUUAAGUGUUGCUGAAGUCCACCAAGCACUGGGUCUAGAUGCUCUUAAAAAUCGAACAUUUCAAAUCUUCAAAACAUCAGCAAAGAAGGGUGAAGGUCUUGAUCAGGCCAUGGAUUGGCUAUCAAACGCACUACAAGUCAAAAAAUGAUCACGCGCUCGGUGCAAGGACAUAAUAAUUAAAAAUCGCUUUUUGGAGCUGACAGAGCCGAGAGAACUAGUCUGUUUAGCUCUCGUCGCGUGAAUCGAGCCCCGACUAUGAGAGAGACAAGCACUUCUUUCGUGACUCUUUCGUGCUAAAGGAUACAAAACAAAGAAAAAAAAAACAAAAAAUGAAAAUCUAUUCCGAGAAAAAGUCUGACAGAAGCACACGCAAUUAACUAGAUAUGUAUAUCUGAGUAAAUCCAAAUAAUGGUGUUCAGUGUCCCGCACCCCGAUUAUUAAUUCCGCGUGAUUCUUCAUUGUGUUUUUGCAAGACUUUUUCUAUAGAUUAGUACUUUAAUAUGCAAUUUAUAUAUAAAUAGAUAUUAUAUAUUUAAAUGGAUGCUGGAGUUUUUUGUCUGGUCUGUUUUACAAUCUUGCUCAUCUAAUAUUUAACUGAAUGAUUACUGUUUUCCAUGAGACUUUAUCACAAGUCAUAUUGUAAUUAGACAGAUUGAUUUCCAAAUUGAAUUUAUUGUAAAUUUUGAGAGAAUUUUCAUUCAAGUUUUAUAAUUCCUUUAAAAAAGUAAAUUCACUAGAACAAUAACGCUAAUUAUUUAUGUGAACUGCAAGAAUAACAAGAUUGAAGAAAUGGAAAAAUAGAAAUAAAUUUUUCAACGACGCAAAUUGGCGCAGAAUUAUGAGCAGAAA
Messenger RNA from Nasonia vitripennis (jewel wasp), 1787 nucleotides. RefSeq names its product ADP-ribosylation factor-like protein 1 (gene Arl1). The transcript has 5 exons. Lineage: Eukaryota; Metazoa; Arthropoda; Insecta; Hymenoptera; Pteromalidae. Bases 544 to 1086 code for a protein of 180 amino acids. Gene Ontology annotation, biological process: intracellular protein transport; vesicle-mediated transport. The record is from RefSeq and is a predicted model, not a curated record. Gene Ontology annotation, molecular function: GTPase activity; GTP binding. Gene Ontology annotation, cellular component: Golgi apparatus; cytoplasm.